GUCACGGCGAACCCCACCCCGCACGGCGGGCUGCCUGGCAACAUGAGGCAGAGAACAGGAAGACCCACAGCAGGAAAGUGAACAACCUGCGGACCCUGAGUAGAAAUCGACGAGAAACAACGCUUUGGACAGACAAUGGAGGAUGCAGACAAAGGUUCCCAGGGCCAUCCGGACUCAGUCCCAGAGGUGGGAGAGGAUGCAGUGACGUCUGUUGGCGCUGCGUCCUCAACAAUGCCCGCCUUGACGGAGGAAGAGCGUCAGGAGCUGCAGGAGGAGCUGGCUAAGGUCGAAGAUGAGAUCCAGACUCUGUCCCAGGUGCUGGCAUCCAAAGACAAGCAGCUGGCUGAAAUUAAGAGGAAGCUGGGCAUCACCCCUCUUAAUGAGCUGAAACAGAACAUCACCAAAACCUGGCAGGAGGUCACUGCCUCCACUGCCUAUAGGAGGACUUCUGAAACUCUGUCUCAGGCGAGUCUGAAGGCUACAGCAGCUUUCACAAAUAUGGGCUCAGCCAUCACCCGGAAGCUCGAGGAUGUCAGGUCACACUAUACGUCUGAUAAAGUUAGAAACGCACCAACCUUCAAGUCGUUUGAGGAGAAAGUAGAGACUCUGAAGACCAAGAUGACUCCAUCACCAUCCACCAGUGAGACCGGCAUCCAGGACGACGGUGAUUCUCCAACCGCUGAGGCUUCGCUCAAUCAGCCAGACAACUCGCCCUCCCAGGAGGAGCCGAUGCACUGAGAGGGCCUAACCACUCUUGACCCCUCCCCAGCGCCUCCUCGCUCUCUCUGUCGACCCUCUAACCCCGCGGGCCAUCUACACUCUCCCCCUAAACGCUGCGUGCCAGUUUCCCUUUAUUGGAAACCAAUGACUCCCUCCCCCCCCACACUCCCAGCCUUCCUUGUGAUCUAAUUGUCGGAUCUUUUCUCAUGACACGUGCUCUCACUUGUUAACCACCGCGGAAAGUGAAAGCAUGGGAUGGGUGCAGGCAUGUGGUCUUUCGCUGUGUAUCUUCGAGUCUCUUCAGGCUCACUGUGGGAGAAAUCCUCCCUGCUGUGCCACUUUUCCUCUUCCCCUUCAUCUUCUCCCUCUCGCACUCCUCAUGCCUCUGCCUAACCUGCCAAACGUGCCCCAAUUUAAUAGUUUUUUCUGUAUAAACGUAACAAUUUUUGUGGGGUUUUUUUUUUUUUUUUUUUUUUUUUUUUUGGAGAGUAGAAAAUUGCACAAAAAGUUUUCACUCGUUUAGUGAAGGAUUUACACAUUGGUAUGUGAACCAGGCAGUUGUAGGCUCCGAGCUUCUGCAUGGCCCUGUGUUAUGUGUUAGUUGUUGUUAUUAGAAGCACUCGUUUGCUCUGCUUCCAAUUUGGGGUCUUUUUAAGUUUACCUUGUUUUGGGGCUUUUUUUCUUUUCUUUAAUUUUUCUUACAGCACGAUUGCAAAGUAAUUUAACACUGCGUUCAAAGAACAAAAUGUAAAAAUGUAUGCCUUUCAGUGUCAUAUGGGUGUGACAGCUGGUGCGAGUACUGUGGGUUAAAUUAGUCAGUUUUUCACAAGUGCAAACACCGACUCGAAAAUAGGAAUUUCAGAGCACAGGAUGGGGGUGAAACACACACACACACACACAAAAAAAAUCCCCCCUUUCUUUGCCUUUGUGAUGAUGUUGUCAGAGAACGAUCGCCACGCUCAGAUAGUUACAGGAAAACUGCCAAGAUCAGCAGAACAGAGAUAGACCAAACACAGCGUCAAGGUUCAGCCUUGACCUGAGGUGAAGAGGGAAAAAAAGAGCCAGAGUCAAUAUUUAAACACUUCAUUGUUCCUGCGUGGGAGGUAACACCUAAACCUCCCCAUGCUGUGUGUGAUAAAACGCCUAGCAAGAGGAUACUUCACUGAUAUGAAAUAAUAUUGUAACAGAGAAGGUUUCCCUCCCUAUUUUGAAUAUGCGCACUAAGCUUAACAGGCUUUUUCUUGCUUUUUGGGGGGAAAGUUGCAUAAAUAAUUGAAAUUCUGAUUCUGGUGGUAGAGUUGUGGCAGACUGCACAGGUACAUACAGUAUUGGGUAAAAAAAAAAUGCUGCUUUCAGAGAUCAAUCACAGUUUCUGAGUCUUGAAGGUAAACUUAGUGGUGCAUCUUCAGUGAACACUGUUUUCAGCUCGCUAUUGAUCCUGCACAUCCUAGAAACUAUUAAACUACUGAACAAUGAAUGAAUCGAGUUGCGUGCUACCUGCGGGUGCCGAUGGAGGCUCAAUGAACCUCGAAGGGCGAACAGAGCCAGUGUGGAGUCAGCCAGGGCUUCCUCUGAGACGCGAGCGUAACUAAACUACUGAUUUGUAACCCUUCCCCUCUUCUGGAUGCGCGACCAACCUUGUGCAAGUCUUCUCCUGCUGGUGGUCCAAUCGUGCGUGUGAUUCAGCUCGCCCUCCGCCGUUAACGUCGCCACGCAGACUAAGGGUCGGGAACACUGCUUUCCAGCCAUGAGCAAAUUUGUUGCAGCCUUUUAUCUGAGGCGCUUUUAUUUGGAGUCGUUUAUUCAACACACACACACACACACACUUUUGUUCAUGAAUGGAACCAUGGAGACAAGAAAUGCACUCUAAUUAAAAGACUUUUGAAGUAA
Oreochromis aureus is the source of this 2610-nucleotide messenger RNA. It is a transcript of the gene tpd52, whose product is annotated as tumor protein D52. Gene Ontology annotation, cellular component: cytoplasm. Gene Ontology annotation, biological process: B cell differentiation. The coding region runs from base 136 to 738 and encodes 200 amino acids. The record is from RefSeq and is a predicted model, not a curated record. The transcript has 7 exons. Lineage: Eukaryota; Metazoa; Chordata; Actinopteri; Cichliformes; Cichlidae.